Messenger RNA from Pygocentrus nattereri (red-bellied piranha), 2789 nucleotides. RefSeq names its product glutamic-oxaloacetic transaminase 1, soluble (gene got1). Gene Ontology annotation, biological process: L-aspartate biosynthetic process. Gene Ontology annotation, cellular component: cytosol. Bases 129 to 1361 code for a protein of 410 amino acids. Lineage: Eukaryota; Metazoa; Chordata; Actinopteri; Characiformes; Serrasalmidae. The record is from RefSeq and is a predicted model, not a curated record. Gene Ontology annotation, molecular function: L-aspartate:2-oxoglutarate transaminase activity; pyridoxal phosphate binding. The transcript has 9 exons.
CUCCAUUGCUCCGUCCACCUUGAAGGUGAAGUUCCCCUCUGUCGGCUCUGCUGCCAGUCACGCAGCGCUCUCCCACCCGGCUCUCUCUUUUACCCUCUAUAGUUCAGAGAACUCGUUAGCCAGCGACCAUGUCGUUAUUCCGCGAGGUCCCGCUAGCCGCCCCGGUGGCCGUUUUCAAACUGACAGCGGAUUUCCGCGAAGACCCGGCUCCCAACAAGGUGAACCUCGGAGUAGGAGCUUACAGAACAGAUGAGGGAAAGCCAUGGGUGCUCCCUGUGGUGAAGAAAGUGGAGAAGAUGAUAGCUGAAGACAACAGUCUAAACCACGAAUACUUACCCAUCCUGGGCCUGCCAGAGUUUCGCUCCAGUGCCUCUAAAAUUGCUCUGGGGGAGGACAGCCCUGCCAUUCUGGAGAAGAGGGUAGGAGCUGUGCAGUGUCUUGGGGGAACUGGAGCCCUGAAGAUUGGGGCUGAGUUCCUCCGCAGAUGGUACAAUGGGAAUGACAACACAAAAACACCAAUCUAUGUCUCUGCGCCUACAUGGGAAAACCACAAUGCAGUUUUUGCCAAUGCUGGGUUUGAGGAUAUCCGUCCAUACAAAUAUUGGGAUGCGCAGAAGCGUGGGUUGGAUCUGUCUGGUUUCCUGGGUGACCUAGAGAGUGCACCUGAGUACUCUAUCUUUGUGUUGCACGCCUGCGCACACAACCCCACAGGCACAGAUCCCAGCCAUGAUGAGUGGAAACAGAUUGCUGAAGUCAUGAAGAGAAGAAGCCUCUUUGCCUUCUUUGACUCAGCAUAUCAAGGCUUUGCCUCUGGAAAUUUAGAGAAAGAUGCCUGGGCAGUUCGUUUCUUCGUAUCUCAGGGUUUUGAAAUUUUAUGUGCUCAGUCUUUCUCUAAGAACUUCGGCCUGUACAAUGAGAGAGUGGGAAACCUGACAGUUGUUGCUAAAGAUGAGGAUAAUGUGAACCGUGUUCUCUCUCAGAUGGAGAAAAUCGUUCGAAUCACCUGGUCCAAUCCUCCAUCACAGGGAGCUCGUCUGGUUGCCAUAACACUCACUACCCCAGAGCUCUUUAAUGAAUGGAAGGACAAUGUUAAGACGAUGGCUGACAGGGUGCUGCUGAUGCGAGCUGAGUUGAAGGCAAGGCUGCUGUCCCUCGGCACCCCAGGCACUUGGGAGCACAUCACCCAGCAGAUUGGCAUGUUCAGCUUUACAGGCCUCAACCCCAAACAAGUGGAGUACCUGGUGAAAGAGAAGCACAUCUACUUGAUGGCCAGUGGCCGCAUCAACAUGUGCGGUCUGACCACCAAGAAUAUUGACUACGUUGCUGAGUCCAUUCAUGAAGCGGUCACCAGGGUCCAAUAAUAACUACAUUUCUCACACUGCUUGCCCAUUUGUGCGUGAUUAAGGGGCAUUAUCAGUGUUGGUCCUGAAAUGUCUGCUCACUCUCACUCUCUCUCAAACACACAUGCACACAUGCACACACACACACACACUUACUGUAUCUUCUGUACUCAGCACAAAAGCAGCAUAUUCUGGACUUAUGCUCAGUCUCUAACGUAUACUGUACGCUUAAUGAAUACUCAAGGUGAAGUAGUUGUUCCAAAAGGAAUAGAAAUUUUGUCUGGUCUUCCUCCUAGUUAGUCAUCUUGCACUAGAGAAUGCACUUCAGUUUUUCUUGUAGUGGUCCAUCGAACGUUUUCGGUUUUAUGAUUACCUAAAAAAAAAAAAACCUAAAAUUGCAGGUAAUGAGUGACUACUGUCUCACAUGAACAUUAUAUCUAAAUUUAUGAUGGUAGUUCCAGAUUUACUGGUUUGCAACAUCUUUCGCUGUUUAUAUGAAAGACUGAUUUCAUGCACAUUUACUUAUGUACCUUUGGUAGCCUGGACUGAAGAGGUGAUUCUGUAGAGCCGAAGAGAGAGGUCAAAUAUAGAGCAGCUCAAAAAGACCCGUCUUUAACUGAAGCUCCACUGCAUUGAGUGAUUAUCAGUUUUUGAAUGGUGUCAUAAGUCAUACUGGUGUUUGUAUUCUGUUUACCAUUGCUCUGUUUUUAUUUGGGAAAAAUACAUGAAAUAUAUGUACUUAAUGAAGGAAUUGGCACAUAAAUGGAGGCAUUUUUAAUAAUGUGCUGUCCAGACCAGUGUUUCCCAACCUAGUCCUUGGGGCCAACUAGACAGUCUGCAUUUUUCCUUUAUCCCCGUGCUGAGUUGGAGCAAAAUGUGAACCCUCUGGGAGCACCGAGGACAGAAUUGGGAACCACUGGUCUAGACUAUAGUUGACAAUGGUAAAGCUUAAGUGUGUUAUGCAUAACUUGCCCAAAAAGGCAUCCUAAGUUUAACCUACAUUACUUAUAACCACACAAUUUAGUCAAACAGAGAGUAGUACAAAAUCCUUACCAUCUUUUAUGGCUGUCUCAACUAGGUUUUACCAAUUCAAUAUUGAAGGCCAGUGUGAACCAGAUGGCAUUUUCACCAUAAAAAAAUAAAAAAGAAUCGUGUAGUAUGUGUGCGAUUCCAAGUUCAGGGCUUGGCAGUUAUUUGCACUUUUAAGUGUCUACUUUCAAAGCGUCAUUGGUGUUUGCUACUUUUUUCUCCCUCUCAGUGCUGUGCAUGUCUGUUUAGGAACUGACUGAAUUUGGACAAAUAUGAAAACUCAUUAAGACUUAAGAAUUACGGUUCACUCUUUGACCAUGUGUUCUCUCAGUAUGUAAAAUAUAUGUAUACAAAAAUGAUAUAAGUAAAUAAAAAUAUGAUCAAAGGUCCUUGAAAUAAAUCUAGCGUGAAUAUAUGGAA